AUUUCAUUUUUUGUUCAUUUUCUCUGUUAACAUUUUGAAUAAUUAAUAACAUUCGUUAAAAAAUUGAAGUUUCGAAUAACUUUUUUUCUACAUUUGUUAAUCACACUUUGAAAAAUAUUUUUCUAUUUUUCUUAUCUUUUUACAUAAAAAUGGUUUAUUUGCGAUACUUUAUUUUUUUUUACUUUAUAAUUCUUCUAUGCUACGAAGCAAAUUCUGCCGAAGUUACCUUACGUUGUCUCAUCUUUCUAGAAGAAAAUGACACAUCAGCCCAAAGUGUUAGUGUUGUUAAAGUUGACGACGACCAACACGUUGACAAAAUCAAAUGGGAAAUUAAAAAGAAAUGGCCGAGACUUGAAAAGUAUAAUCCCGACCAAAUUACACUUCGUAAAAUGAAUGAUAAAAUAACUACGAAAAAGUUAAUCACUAGUUUCUACAAUGAUAAAGUGGAAAGAGGGGUUGAAAUGAUUCCAGUGAAUUCCAUUUCUGUUUACUUCCCAGAAGGUUCUCCUAUGGAUUGCGAAAAUUGUAUUGACAUCGCGGUGUAUUUGAGGAGGGAAAAGAGGGAUGAACUGUAAAAUCAUAAAUAUAUUUUCUUUUGUUUUGUCUUAGCUUGAAUUUUAUAUUUUUUGUCAUUUUUCACAGAUAUUUUCAUUGUAUAAUUUAUAUAAAUAG
Molecule: messenger RNA, 672 nt
Organism: Rhizophagus irregularis DAOM 181602=DAOM 197198
Lineage: Eukaryota; Fungi; Glomeromycota; Glomeromycetes; Glomerales; Glomeraceae
Source: RefSeq, a predicted model, not a curated record